This is a messenger RNA of Nyctereutes procyonoides (raccoon dog), 8101 nucleotides long. RefSeq names its product integrin subunit alpha 6 (gene ITGA6). Gene Ontology annotation, biological process: cell-matrix adhesion; cell-cell adhesion; cell adhesion mediated by integrin. The transcript is spliced from 25 exons. Gene Ontology annotation, molecular function: integrin binding. The record is from RefSeq and is a predicted model, not a curated record. NCBI's taxonomy places the organism in Eukaryota, Metazoa, Chordata, Mammalia, Carnivora, Canidae. Gene Ontology annotation, cellular component: integrin complex; external side of plasma membrane. Bases 230 to 3505 code for a protein of 1091 amino acids.
GGCCGGGAGCUGCCCGCGAGGGGGAGCGGCCGGCGGCAGCGCGACUCGUCCCGGGGGUGGGGCCGGCGCGGUGGCCCGAGGAGCCGAAGGCGGCGGCGGCGGCGGCGGCGGCGGCGGCGGCGGCGGCGGCUGCAGCCUCGAACCCGGCCCGAGCGCAGGGCGCCGCGGCUCCCGCUCCGCUCCGCUCCCGCUCCCCCUCCGCUCCGCUCCCCCUCCGGGGCGCCGGCCCAUGGCGGCCGCGGGGCGGCUGUGGCUGCUCUACCUGUCGGCGGGGCUCCUGCCCCGGCUCGGCGCCGCCUUCAACCUGGACACCCGCGAGGACCAUGUGAUCCGGAAAGCUGGGGAGCCCGGGAGCCUCUUCGGCUUCUCGCUCGCCAUGCACUGGCAGCUGCAGCCCGAGGACCGGCGGCUGUUGCUUGUGGGGGCCCCUCGGGCGGUGGCCCUUCCGCUGCAGAGGGCCAACAGAACUGGAGGCUUGUACAGCUGUGACAUCACCUCCCCAGGGCCUUGCACACGGAUUGAAUUUGACAACGACGCUGACCCUUCAUCAGAAAGCAAAGAAGAUCAAUGGAUGGGGGUCACCGUGCAGAGCCAAGGUCCAGGGGGCAAAGUUGUGACAUGUGCUCACCGAUAUGAAAAAAGGCAACAUGUUAAUACAAAGCAGGAAUCCCGAGAUAUCUUUGGAAGGUGUUACGUCCUGAGUCAGAAUCUCAGGAUUGAGGAUGACAUGGAUGGAGGAGACUGGAGUUUUUGCGAUGGCCGAUUGAGAGGCCAUGAAAAAUUUGGUUCUUGCCAGCAAGGAGUAGCAGCUACUUUUACUAAAGACUUCCAUUACAUUGUGUUUGGAGCCCCGGGCACUUAUAACUGGAAAGGCAUUGUUCGUGUAGAGCAAAAGAAUAACACUUUUUUUGACAUGAACAUCUUUGAAGAUGGGCCUUAUGAAGUUGGUGGAGAGACCGACCAUGACGAAAGUCUAGUUCCUGUUCCCGCUAACAGUUACUUAGGCUUUUCUUUGGACUCAGGAAAAGGUAUUGUCUCUAAAGAUGAGAUCACUUUCGUGUCUGGUGCUCCAAGAGCCAAUCACAGUGGAGCUGUGGUUUUGCUAAAAAGAGACAUGAAGUCUGCACAUCUUCUCCCUGAGUACAUUUUUGACGGGGAAGGUCUGGCUUCAUCAUUUGGUUAUGACGUGGCAGUGGCGGACCUUAACAAAGAUGGGUGGCAGGAUAUAGUUAUUGGAGCCCCACAGUAUUUUGAUAGAGAUGGAGAAGUUGGAGGAGCUGUGUAUGUUUACAUUAACCAGCAAGGGAGGUGGAAUAAUGUCAAGCCAAUUCGUCUUAAUGGAACCAAAGAUUCCAUGUUUGGCAUUGCAGUAAAAAAUAUUGGUGAUAUUAAUCAAGAUGGCUACCCAGAUAUUGCAGUUGGAGCUCCUUACGAUGAUAUGGGGAAGGUUUUUAUCUAUCAUGGAUCCCCGAAUGGCAUAAACACCAAGCCAACACAGAUCCUUGAGGGUAAAUCCCCUUAUUUUGGAUAUUCAAUUGCUGGAAAUAUGGACCUUGAUAGAAAUUCCUACCCUGAUGUCGCUGUUGGCUCUCUCUCAGAUUCAGUAACCGUGUUCAGGUCCCGGCCUGUGAUUAAUAUUCAGAAAACGGUCACCAUAACACCUGACACGAUUGACCUCCGCCAGAAAACGUUAUGUGGGGCGCCUAGCGGGAUAUGCCUCAAGGUGAAGGCCUGUUUUGAAUACACUGCCAAACCCACAGGUUACAAUCCUUCGAUAUCAAUUUUGGGCACACUGGAGGCUGAAAAGGAGAGAAGAAAAUCUGGGCUGUCAUCAAGAGUUCAGUUUCGAAACCAAGGCUCUGAGCCCCGGUACACUCAGGAGCUGACUCUGAACAGACAGAAGCAGAAGGCCUGCAUGGAGGAAACCCUGUGGCUCCAGGAAAACAUCAGAGAUAAACUGCGUCCCAUUCCCAUAACUGCUUCAGUAGAGAUCCAAGAGCCAAACACGCGAAGGAGAGUGAAUUCGCUUCCAGAAAUUCUUCCAAUUCUGAAUUCAAACGAACCCAAGACAGUUCACAGAGAUGUGCACUUCUUAAAAGAGGGAUGCGGAGACGACAACAUAUGUAACAGCAACCUUAAACUGGAAUAUAAAUUUUGUACCCGAGAAGGAAGUCAGGACAAAUUUUCUUAUUUACCAAUUCAAAAAGGUGUCCCAGAACUAGUUCUGAAAGACCAGAAGGACAUUGCUUUAGAAAUAACGGUGACAAACAGCCCUUCCAAUCCAAGGGACCCCACGAAGGACGGAGAUGACGCUCAUGAAGCCAAACUCGUGGCAACCUUCCCGGACACUCUGACUUACUCGGCGUACAGAGAACUGAGGGCUUUCCCUGAGAAGCAGCUGAGUUGUGUUGCCAACCAGAACGGCUCACAAGUGGACUGUGAGCUUGGAAAUCCUUUUAAAAGAAAUUCCAGCGUGACUUUUUAUUUGAUUUUAAGUACAACUGAGGUCACCUUUGACACCACAGACCUGGAUAUUAAUCUGAAGUUGGAAACAACAAGCAAUCAAGAUAAUUUGGCUUCAAUUACAGCUACGGCAAAAGUGGUUAUCGAACUGCUUUUAUCGGUCUCAGGAGUUGCUAAACCUUCCCAGGUGUAUUUUGGAGGUACAGUUGUCGGUGAGCAAGCUAUGAAAUCUGAAGAUGAGGUGGGAAGUUUGAUAGAGUAUGAGUUCAGGGUAAUUAACUUGGGUAAACCUCUGAAAAACCUCGGCACAGCAACCUUGAAUAUCCAGUGGCCAAAAGAAAUUAGCAAUGGAAAAUGGUUGCUCUAUUUGGUGAAAGUCGAGUCCAAAGGAUUGGAGAGGAUAGCUUGUGAGCCACGGGGUGAGAUAAACUUCCUGAAACUAAAGGAGUCUCACAACUCAAGAAGGAAACGGGAAAUUGCUGAAAAACAGAUAGAGGAUAGCAGAAAGUUUUCCUUAUUUGCUGAAAGAAAAUAUCAGACCCUUAACUGCAGCACGAAUGUGCGCUGUGUGAACAUAAGCUGCCCGCUGCGAGGGCUGGACAGCAAGGCCUCUGUUGUUCUGCGCUCGAGGUUAUGGAACAGCACGUUUCUAGAGGAAUAUUCCAAAAUGAACUACUUGGACAUUCUCGUGCGGGCUUCCAUUGACGUAGCCGCCGCUGCCGAGAAUAUCAAGCUGCCGAAUGCUGGCACUCAGAUUCGUGUGACUGUGUUUCCCUCAAAGACCGUAGCUCAGUAUUCAGGAGUACCUUGGUGGAUCAUCCUAGUGGCUAUACUUGCUGGGAUUUUGAUGCUUGCUCUCUUAGUGUUUAUACUAUGGAAGUGCGGAUUCUUUAAACGCUCUAGGUACGAUGAUAGCGUUCCCCGAUACCAUGCUGUGAGGAUCCGGAAGGAAGAGCGGGAGAUCAAAGAUGAAAAAUACAAUGAUAACCUUGAAAAAAAACAGUGGAUCACAAGUUGGAAUGAAAAUGAAAGCUACUCUUAAAAGGGGCCAAAAAAAAAAAAAAAAAAAAAGCUUCACAGUACCCAACUGCUUUUCCCUCGCCAGCUCAGAAGUCUCAGUGGACCCAAGAGCCUGCUCUGUACCUGAAUGUUCAUUUCAGACAGGACGACGCACAGUACGAACUUAGCUUUCACUGUGGAUCUUGUCCUGUAGCCCGAGGCUCCGGGUUUGCACAACCAAAUUUAAGACUGUUGGAAUGGAGUUUUCUUUACCUGCCUUAAUUUGACUUUGACUUUCCGGGGUUGCCUUUGUUCUCGGUGUAGCUGACCUCCCCGUGCGGGAAGGGCCUGCCCAGCGUAGCUGAAGUGAAGGAGGCGCCCAGUCGCUGCCCGAGCGAGUGCCCACCCACCCCGGGCACUGUCUCUGCACCCAUCCUUCCCGUAGGACUGGAGAGCCUGCAAGCUAACUGUCCCGCAUCACCGGACUAUGCCGUCGCCGUAGUUGUAUUUCAGUUCGAAGUGCUAUCUUAAGUUAAAUGUGCAAUAGGUGACGUUGCCAUCCUGCCAUCUUUCCCCAUUUCCUAGAUGUGUGAGUACUCAUCACACCAGAUAACAUACAGGUUUCACUUCUCUGUUCACUGAAACACAUAGGUGCAAAAGACUUGAAUGCUAGUUAUACUUACUUGUAUAUCGUAUUUAUUUUUUCUUUUUUACAAACCAUUUUGUCAUUGACAGGCCAAAGAGUCUCCCGUUUACCCUCCCAGUUGGAUUAAACAAUCAGAAUUAGAACAUGGGAGGUCAUUGGUUUGAAUUUAGUGCAAAAAAAAAAUAAAGCUAAUCCUUUAUAAGUUAUUAUAUCUCCCUUCAUGAUAGCCGUCAUCCCUUUCCUCCGACCCAAACUUUGGGUUUAAGUGAAAGUCUAUUAAGAAAUAGGAUUUAACCAUAAGAUGUUUAAUUAUAUCAGACAGCGGAUAUUUCUGAGGGUAGAACCCUGUGUGACCUCCUGCAUUUUUGUGCUGUAACUUUCAAGAAUGCUUGGAAACAAUGGGUUUGUUGAACUUUGGUGCAGCGUAGGCCCUGCUGCAAAUACUGUAUCAUCAGGACUUGAAAGAAAGGGUUGGUGCCUAUGGUGGAUCCAAACCGAUCCAGUGUGAGACUACUGAGUAUCUGAUACCAAAGUCAGGACAUCAUGGCUUUUAUGUUUUUAAAUGUUAUUGGAAUCAUUUAAUCAGUGAGUCAAUGUUGGUUUUUUUUUUUUUUUUUUUUUUUUUUUUUUUGCUUUGUUUCCUUCCUUAUCUAUAUUCCCCAAAAUUACUAAAUUACUUUGGGACUGUGCUAACUGCAUGGUUUUAAUUAUAAAAAUGAAGUAGCAGAGGAGGAAAACAUUUCUAUACAUACAACAGAGAUUGGGUAGGUAAUCUGAAUUUUAAAAAAUGUUAAGUUAUAUGGGAAAUAAUAGCAAACAGGUGCUAAUUUGGAUCUAGUAUAAGCAGCAUCUCAAUCUUUCAGAAGAACAAAAUACAACUGUAUUUGUGUGUCGCUGUUGCUUUGGAGCUUUUUUUUUUUUUCUUUUCAGAAAUCGUAUGCCCUUAAGAUAGUAAGGACAUUCUCCUUGAACUUUGGAAUUUUCAUUCACAAAGAUAUUUUUACAAUUGAUACUUUGUUUACAAAAAUUUCUCCAAAACAGGUCAUAGUAGCCUUUGAAAUCUCAGUUCCUUGCUUAGGUAACUUGUAACCAAAUGCACUGGCUUUAUAGGUUGCCAAGCAGCUGAUAUUUUGAAAGUGUCUAUAGACCUUUGUUAUAAAAAAAAGAAAAAAGAAUAUCCUAAAAGGGAAGGAAGGGUGGUUCAGCAACAAAGAAUGUAGUGGUGUUUAUUUUGAAAAGCGUCAUCUCAAGUCAAGUCACUGGUCUGUUUGCAUUUGAUACAUUUUAAUACUAACUAGCACUGUAAAAUUAUUUCAUGAUUAGAAAAUACCUGUGGAUAUUUGUAUAAAAGUGUGAAAUAAAUUUUUUUAUGAAAGUGUUUAUUGCUUAGUAACACAAGCUCUCAAAUUAUAAAUAACCUGAAUUGCUUUCUUAUUUCAUGGAGCCAACCAAACUCAAGUUUUUUAUAUUUUUUAUGUGAUUGAAGGUUUUCUUUCUUCCUUUGGGCUCUACUGUUCAGUUGAUAUCAUAAAAAAAAAAAUCUUACAAGAUGGUUUUAUUCAAGAUACCUACAAAUAAUACCAUGGUGUGAAGAGUAAGAGUUCUUAUGGCAAAGUUGCUUUCUUCUUAGAUGUUUUGGAUGUGAGAGCAGUUCGGCUGUGCCAUUACUCAUCACCAAGGAUUGCUUUGGCAGAGCUGACUGGCCUGAAAAUAUUUUCUUCAUGAAAGCAAUUUUAUGAACCUUCUCGAGUUGGAUUAUCACAAUCUAAUAAAUGAAAAUAAGGCAUCUAUGUAGUGCUCAGAUAAUAUAGCAUGCCAUGGCCUUGAAUAAAUUUUCAAGGCAAAAAAUGCAUUAUCUGUCAAGUAAUAGUUUUCUACUGUACUUGGUAUCACAUAGUGAAUUUUAGUCAUCUUCGUUCUUUGAAGACAAGACAGGUUUUACCACCCAAAGAAAUCUGAGGGGUACUUUUAAAUGACAGACCAGUGGCUAUGAACCUUUAUUCACAGUCCCAUGGACCUACCCAGAUUAAUGGUUGGUGUGGAAUUGCCAUUACAAGUGUCAGCAGCUGUGGUUUGGCUAGAGCAUAAAUGACCUGCGCUGGAUAUCAUGGCGAUGUUUUAUAGGAUUCUACUCCUUUUUCUUUUAAAAAAUCCUAGGAGUGACAGUAGUAGAUAAACAGGAAUACCCUUGGAUCCACUGACAAACAUUAACAUUUUGUUGAUUAUGGGUCACUUGCCACAGUCUCACAAUGGGCCAUGCCCUUGGGGUUGAGGCUGUUCUGCAUAUGGAGCAGAUGUAAGGGUAAGGUCAAGUGUUCUACCCUAAAUGAACACCACUUAAUAAGAACUGAUAUCUGGUACACUAACUCAUGAAAAGACAAUGUGGGAAGAUGGACUGGGAUUUUAUUUAAAGGAAGAAGAGUGAACUGCUCCAGGUGGCUGGGUUCCACAGAAGUACAACCUGACGGCCGAGAAACCAGGAAUGUAUGAAAAUUGUAAUCAGGAGGGGGAGCAUAAAGUAAAUGAUUAAAAGCAGUUCCUUAAGACCAAAGGGUAGGGUCUAAUGGUUCACCCACUGAGGAAAAGGCAAGGUCCAAAGAGAUGAAGAAAAUGAACUUCAGAACGAUUUCAAAACAGUAGCUACCACAAAAAAGCCAGUAGGCCUCUGUUCUUUCAGUAAGUAGUUCCUACUUAUGGUCAAAUGGCAAGUUAGUGCUUUCUUUCUCUUAUUCCUUUAAAAAAAAAAAAAACAAAAACAGGUUCUGCCAACUUUGAAAGGCAUCUGGCCCAGUGCUGAGGCCAGAUCCACAGAGGCGUUAACCAACAGACCCACCCAGAAGGAAGGUGAUAAAGGGAUUCCAUGGUUAAAUCCUCUAAUAAGUGAAUCUGAAGACAGAAACCAGAAUGAGAAAAAACUGGCCUAGCACAGUGCAAAGGGGGAGGCAGGUGCAACCGAAUGCAUAACCGACCAGGGAAUGCUGAACUAGGACACUAGAGUGAGGCGUCCAAGUGCAAUUUUUGUAGAGUCCGCAGAGCUUAAGGGCCUCAGUCCUCUCUUUGCCCUUCCCCAGAAGCCAGCUCUCAGACUGUUCCAUGGAAAUGGGCAAGGACAGACCCACAUGAGCAGAGGUCAGAUAAAACUACUUACUAUUCAUACUUCUAGAACAUUCACAAAAAAAGUCUCAAACUACAAGGAUGGCAAGUACUUCAUCAUCCAGAACUUAGCAGAUAAUAUUGAGUGCUCUGUUAAGAUCUUGUCACUGUAAGGGGCGCUGGGGUAGCUUAGAUACUCUUGGCUGAGUGUCUGACUCAUGGUUUUGGCUCAGGUCACAAUCUCAGGGUCCUGGGAUCCAGCCCAGUGUCGGGCUCCACACUCAGCAGGGAAUCCGCUUAAGAUUCUCUCUCCCUCCCUCUGCCCCUACCCCAUGCUCACUGGCGUGCUCUCUCAAAUCAAUGUUAAAACAAGAUCUAUCACUGUGAAAUGGAGACAAAUGCAGUUUAAUAACUAAUAGAUGAAUAAGCAUGUGGUACAUGUGUUCUAUGGUCUAUUACUCAGCCAUAAAAAAAUUUUUUUUCCAUUUGAGACGACACAGAUGGACCUAGAGGGCAUUACGUUAAGUGAAAUAAGUCAAAGACAAAUACCGUAUGAUUUCCUUUAGAUGUAGAACAUAAAAAAGCAGAAAGAGACCCAUAAAUACAGAGAACUGACAGUUGCCAGAGGGGAGGGGGGUGUGGAGAGGAAACAAAGUAGUGAAGGGGAGUGGGAGGUGCACGCUCUCAGUUUUGGAAUGUAUAAGUCUCAGAAAUGAAAGAUGUAGCCAAUAAUACUGUAAUAGCAUUUUAUGGUGAUAAAUGGCAGCUACACUUGUGUUGAACACACAUAAUGUAUGUAUAUAGUUGUCUAAUUACUAUGUUGUACACCUGUAACUAAUGUAGCACCGUGUGUUAACUGCACCUUAAUAAAGAAACAAGGGGCACCUGGCUGGCUCAGUC